Pyricularia grisea is the source of this 6939-nucleotide messenger RNA. RefSeq lists its product as uncharacterized. Bases 1 to 6939 code for a protein of 2312 amino acids. Gene Ontology annotation, molecular function: phosphopantetheine binding; fatty acid synthase activity; 3-oxoacyl-[acyl-carrier-protein] synthase activity. NCBI's taxonomy places the organism in Eukaryota, Fungi, Ascomycota, Sordariomycetes, Magnaporthales, Pyriculariaceae. Gene Ontology annotation, biological process: secondary metabolite biosynthetic process; fatty acid biosynthetic process. The transcript is spliced from 5 exons. The record is from RefSeq and is a predicted model, not a curated record.
AUGGCACCCGGCCCAAGUGCAGGCACCAAGCCCCUCCUCUUGGUGUUUGGCCCUCUGCCGCUGUCGAUAGACCUAAGCACCAUAUCUGGCAUCUGUGAACUUGCAAAUACUUCCCAUCAGGGCUGGCUACUGGACAUCACAUUCAACCUUGUCAAAGACUACACCACAGCACGCCCCGUCCUCUCCUCUCUCGGCCAAGACAAGUCUUGUCAUGAGACGGGUGCUACGCAACUGGAUAGCCUCAGCCGGUUCGUCGAUAGGAACGCAACCGCACAAGAGAGGGCAAGAGUGGCGAGAUCGAUAUCCUUUCCGCUCGCCAACAAGCUUCUCAUCCCGCUCGUACUCGUAGCCCAGCUAGCGCAGUAUGGCGAUUUCUUGGUCCGCGCUGGCAUGGACCACGGCCUACAGUCCUCAGGGCCAGAGUCCAGCGACUCGGGACGGGCCGAGGCGGUCGGCUACUGCGUUGGUCUACUGAGUGCCUUUGUCGUCACGAGUUCCAGGAAUGAGGCUCAGUUCAGGAUGUAUGCGGCCGCAGCCAUCCGGCUUGGCAUGCUUAUCGGAAGUGUGGUGGAUAUACACGAGGGGCCAGGAGCACCCAAGUCGGGAGCGCUCAGCAUCUCAUGGCAGCAGUUGGACGCCGAUGGCAGCUUUCCCUCUGCUCUGGAAAGCAUCCUCAAGAGCUUCCCAGAAACCUACAUUUCAAACUGGUUCGACCGAAAUAGCGCCACUAUAACCGGACCUCUGCAUACACUCCCCUCCUUGCGGCACUCGCUCAAAGCGGCAUCGAUACAAUCCACCAUCGUAUCUGGUCUUCACGGCCGGUACCACGACACCCACCACAGCGACUCAACCGCCAAGCUCGACGCCUUCUGCGACGCGCACCCCGAGUUCCAGCUGCCCGACGCAUCGGCCUGUUGCCUGCCGCCACGCCUCAACGAUGGCAAGGGCACGGUUCACCAAGGUCGCCUGCACCAGCAUGCGUUGCGCGCCAUCCUGGUCGACACACUGCGAUGGUUCGAGACGUUUCGGACGGUAGAGCGUGAAUCUCUGCGCGACGGCGAGGUCAUCGUGUUUGGUCUCGAGAGGCCUAUACCGCCGUCCAUGUUUUCCGAGCUUGCGUCGCGCGUAAAGUACAACUACAUGAGCCGUCAUGCUGCGGGCACAGGCCCGACCGAGUACUACUCCCCAGAUACCACACCAUACUCAAAAGACGACAUAGCAAUAAUCGGCAUGUCGGCAAAGGUGGCCGGCGCAGACAGCCUCCAAGACUUUUGGGACCUUCUCUGCGCCGGCAAGUCCCAGCACGUCCCAGUAUCCCGAGACCGCUUCGGCCCCUUCGACAAGACCAUGCUGCGCACGCCAGACCAGUCACGCAGGUGGUUCGCGAACCUACUCUCGGCGCCGGAAGAAUUCGACCACCGCUUCUUCGGAAAGACGCCGCGCGAGAGCGCCGCCAUGGACCCGCAGCAGCGGCUCAUGCUGCAGGUCGCGUAUCAGGCAGUCGAGCAGGCGGGUCACUUGAACAACAACAGCAGAAGCAGCAGCAGCAGCAGCAGCAGCAGUACUAAUAGUGACCGCGUCGGCUGCUUCGUCGGCUGCAGCACGUGCGACUACGAGCAAAACAUAGCCUGCCACGCGCCCACGGCCUUUUCCGCCACUGGCCAGCUGCGCGCCUUUGUGGCCGGCAGGGUGAGCCACUUUUUCGGCUGGACCGGCCCGAGCGUGACCCUCGACACGGCGUGCUCCUCAUCCGCCGUCGCCAUCCACCAGGCGUGCCGCGCAAUCCUGGCCGGCGACUGCGACGCGGCGCUGGCGGGCGGCGCCUUUGUCAUGUGCGGGCCGCAGUGGUUCCAGGACCUGGGGGCCGCGUCGUUCCUGAGCCCCAUGGGCCAGUGCAAGCCGUUUGAUGCCGCCGCCGACGGAUACUGCCGCGGGGACGGCGUCGCGGCCGUUUUUCUAAAGAGGAUGGACAAGGCUCUCGCCGACGGCGAUGAGAUACUCGGCGUGAUUGGCGCCACCGUGGUGCAGCAGAAUCGUAACUCGACGCCCAUCGUCGUGCCUAAUGAGUCGUCCCUGUCGGACCUUUUCAGCACCGCCUUGGACAAGGCCGGUGUCGACGCGAGCCAUGUAUCAGUGAUUGAGGCUCAUGGCACUGGGACGGCUGUUGGUGAUCCGGCCGAGUACGGCGCAAUACGACAAGUCUUUGGCGGCUCGAAACGCCAUACGCCACUUUCCCUCGGCUCCGUCAAGGGAGCCAUUGGCCACACCGAGUGCACGGCAGGUGUCAUCUCGCUCAUCAAGGUCGUUCUCAUGAUGUGCAAGGCCAAAAUUCCUCCACAGGUCUCCUUCAACACCAUCAACCCAUCUCUCAAAGCUAGCCCCGCCGACAUGAUCGACAUCCAAAAGACAGGGUCGGUCAAAGCCUGGGAUGUCCCAAACAAAGUAGCACUGGUAAACAGCUACGGUGCCUCGGGUUCCAACACGUGUAUCCUUGUCAAGCAGCCGCCACGGGUUGGAAAGACAAGACUAGCCAUGAAUGUUGAGGAGAGUGGUGGUGACCGGCAGUACCCAUUCUGGCUUUCGGCCCACGACGAGCAGGCCCUGCGGCGAUGUGCAGGAGCACUCCAUAAAUUCAUCUCCAACCUGAGGGAUAAGUCAGCCGGCGUUGCACCGUCGCCGCUGGCAAAGAUAUCGGCAAGCGCAUCCCGCCAAAGAGACCGGACCCUCCCCCGUUGCCUCUUCACAAAGGCCUCCACGCUGGACGAGCUCGAGCGCAAGCUUCAAGCCUUUGGGGAUCAUGUCCAGCCGCACGCCGACGCUUCCACACCCCUCCCGGUCCAAAAGCCCGUCAUCCUGUGCUUUGGCGGUCAGGUGUCGACCAGCGUCGGUCUCGACCGGGACACGUUUGACCGCACCACCAUCCUGCGCAAGUACCUCGACGAGGUCGACGGCGUCGCCAGGGCCCAGGGCGCCGGCAGCAUCUACCCGGCGAUAUUCCAGACCACGCCGCUCGCGGACCCCGUGCAGCUGCAGGUGGCGCUCCUGGCGCUGCAGUACGCGUGCGCCCGCUGCUGGAUGGACUGCGGCGUGAAGCCGGCCUCGGUCGUCGGCCACAGCUUUGGCGAGUUCGCUGCAGCCUGCGUCGCCGGCGUCCUGAGCCUGCGGGACACGGUCAGGUUGGUCGUCGGCCGCGCCCGUCUCGUGCGCGAUCGCUGGGGCGCCGACAGAGGGCGCAUGCUCGCCGUCGAGGCCGACCUGGCUGACGUGCGGGACGUGGUUGCGGGCUCCGGCAGCCAGGCGGCCGUGGCGUGCUACAAUGGGCCUCGCAGCUUCACGCUCUCUGGCACCACCGCUGCUGUGGAAGCUAUCGCGAGGGACUUGACUUUGAACAACGGCCGUGCUGCUGCUUCGGGAGCCAACAACAAGUCGGUCAAGGCAAAGCUUCUGAACGUGUCGCAUGCCUUUCACAGUCCUCUCGUUGAGCCACACCUUGUUGAGGGUCUGGCACGGUGCGCUCAGACCUUGACCUUCAGCAAACAGACUAUUCAUGUGGAAAAGGCCGUCGAGUUUGAGGCUGGAAAUGAGGCGCUGGAUGCCACAUAUUUCCCUAGCCAGAUGAGGAACCCGGUAUACUUCCAUCAUGCCGUCAAGCGGCUGGCCGACAGGUACCAGAGCACGGGGGCCAUCUUCCUCGAGGCGGGCUCCGCAUCCACCAUCACCAACAUGGCCAGCCGGGCCCUCGUCGACCAGCCGGAUGGGCACUUCAAGUUCCAGCCCAUAGCCAUCACCAGCAGCGGCGGUCCAGCAGCCAAGUCUACAAAGUGCUGGGACGGUCUUGUGGACGCAACGCUGAAUCUCUGGAGAGCCGGCGCCGGGCCAGCUACACAGUUCUGGGCACACCAUCCCCUACAGGCCAGGAGUGACCCAUCGCCGCCCUUGCUGCUCCCGCCGUACCAGUUUGAGCCCUCGCGUCACUGGCUCGAUCGUCUCCCUUUGCCCCAAGACCUGCCAGGGGCUGCGGGAGAAGAUGAGGCUACGCACAACGCUGCUUCACCCAGUGGCUUGGUCUGCUUUGACGGCCUGGUAGACGGCGACAGUGACAAGAUCAGAUUCCGUGUCAACAACAAACACCCCCGCUACAAGAAGCUUCUAGAUGGCCAUUUAAUGGCUCGGACGGCUGCAGUCUGCCCCGUCUUUGUGCAGCUGGACCUUGUUGUUCAGGCUCUGUGCAUGACCAUUUGCACACCUCCCGGCCUUGGAGAUGACCGAGACAGCAGCAGUUUACUCUCUGCAUUGGGAAGACAGCCGCUCAUAUCCGACGUGGUCUGCUCCGCACCCCUCUGCGACAACCCGGAUCAUAUGGUCUGGCUUGAGAUGCCGCCCGCUUCGACACAAUGUAGUCUUCUUGGCUCCAAGAACAGUGGCCAUGAUGGAUAUGUCGACCGAGACCAUGGCGACAGGUCCGAGUUCCUUUUUGAGGUUUACAGCACCGACAGACUCGACUCGGCUUCCAAGAACAAGAUUGUGCACACGACGGGGAAAAUCACCCUCGCCUCCCACGGCGACCCGGUAGUCGGACGAGAAGUGGCGCAGUUUGCACGCCUCGUUGACAUGGGCCAGAUUGAGCGGCUGCUGCACGGCAGCGCCAUGGAUCUGGACAACAGCCUCUCGCACAACAGCGUCUACCACAUGUUUGAGGACGUGGUCGAGUACUGCGCCGAGUACCGUGGCAUCCAAAGACUGACAUCCCGCGACAGACAGACGGCAGCCAUUGUCAACCGCCGACUCGACGACGACCACGCCGGGCAGGCGUCGUGGAUCAAGCCCUGCACGGCGGACACGCUGGCGCAGGUUGCCGGGAUGUGGAUGAACUGCCUGGCCGUGGAUCGGGACCCCGCCUGCAUCUACGUCUUCAGCGGACUGGAGCGGUGGCUGAGAGUCCCGGGCCCGGAGGACCAUCGUCCGCCGUCUGAUAUGCAUGUGCUGGCGACCCAUCACCGCACGUCCGACAAAUCGGCUGUCAGUGACGUGUUUGCUUUCGAUGCUUCAACCGGGAAGCUGCUCGAGGUCAUGCUCGGUGUGAGCUGGGCCAAAGUGCCUCGGUCCAACAUGCAGAGGACAAUUGCACGUUGCGCUGGGGUUAGCCGUACCGAGCCAACACGACCGGUAUCCAAGUCACACUCGGCAGUGACGGUACCUUUUACAAACAUUGUCGACAAUGGACAACUCGAGGCGAGAUACGCCACGCACAUGUCCGCGCCGUCGGUAGUCCACCCCGCCAAAUCUCACUCGGACUCUACGGCGACAAGGAGCGCAAAGAAGCCGGAAGUUGCACCCACGCUUAUCAAUAUCCUAAUCCAACUUUCAGGCCUCGAUGCAUGCGACGUCACCCACGACAGCGAGCUUGCGAAUCUCGGCAUCGACUCGCUCAUGAACAUGGAACUGGCGUCUGAGAUCCGAGGUGCUCUGAAGCUCGAAGUAGACCAGGGUGCCCUGAUGGAGGCGAGGACCGUUGCUGAGCUGAUUUUAUAUGUGCAAAAUCUCGUCGAAUUACAGAGUCCAAGCAGUCGUAAGCCACCGUCAGGUUUGUCGGUUACCGCCGGGCAUUCUUUUCAUCAGAGCACAAAGUCUGAAAAGUCCAUCCUGGCGUCGACGGUUUCGGCAGUCGAUGUAUAUAGUGCCGACACGAGUCCAACCGGGUCAGAACCAGACCUUUCCACGCCGCUCUCGUCCUCGUCAUCAUCUGCCGUGGUGAUGGACUACGUCCGCACCAUGACCCAAGGCUGGGCCACCCCUCUAGAACUAGAAGCCGCAACCAAGCAAUCGACCGGACCCAGAGCCGCGAGGACCCAAGACCGCGUGGUGGUCGUGACGGGCGGCACGGGCGGUCUAGGCGCGCACGUCGUAGCGAGACUCGCCGCGGACCCCAGCGUCGCGCGCGUCAUCUGUCUCAACCGCCGCAGGCCCCACAGCGACGCCGCCGCGCGCCAGCACGAAGCCGUCCUCGCCAAGACGGGCAUGGACCUGAACGACCCCCGCCACGCCUCGGCCAGAUCCAAACUCGUCGUCUGGGAGACGGACCUGUCGCAGCCCGCGCUGGGCCUAGACGACGCGGCCUACCAGGACCUGACGCGCAGCGCCGGCGAGAUUGUGCACAACGGCUGGCUCAUGACGCUGAGCCGGGGCGUGGGCGGCUUCGAGCCGCAGCUGCGCAUCAUGCGGCGCAUGCUGGACCUGGCGCGCGACGCGGCGCUGCGCCAGCCCGCCGCGGCCGUCGUCUUCCAGUUCGUGUCGUCGGUCGCCGUGGUCGGGCGCGCUCCCGCCGGCGCCGUGUCCGAGGAGCGCGUGCGCGGGGUCGACAGCGUGCUGCCGGCCGGGUACGCCGAGGCCAAGUGGGCGUGCGAGCUCAUGGUGGACGCAACGCUGCACGACCCGCGCUGGGGCGCCGCGUUCCGGCCCAUGGCGGUGCGGCUGGGCCAGAUCGCGGCGUCGCGCGCCACGGGGUAUUGGAACGAGGCCGAGCACGUUUCCUUCAUGAUCAAGUCGUCGCUGACCCUCGGGAUGCUGCCGCGGCUGGGCGGUGUGCUGUCCUGGACGCCGGUGGAAGACGUCGCCGGGACGCUGGUGGAUCUGCUCGCCGCACCCCGGCCGUAUCCCGUCUAUCAUGUGGACAACCCGGUCAGGCAGCCCUGGGGGGACAUGAUUGCCCUGCUGAGCCGGGAGCUUGGCCUGGACGGCGAGUGUACUAUUCCGUUUGGCGAGUGGGUGCGGCGGGUGCGUGAGCUUGGGGCGGUGACGGGCAACCCUGCGUAUGUGCUUGUUGACUUUCUCGAGGCCAACUUUGAGCACAUCUCGUGUGGCGGCAUGUUACUCGAGACGAGCCAUUCGCGGGAGCACUCUGAAACAAUGCGUCAGGUCCGACCAUUCCAUGCAGGGUAG